This is a messenger RNA of Camellia sinensis, 703 nucleotides long. NCBI's taxonomy places the organism in Eukaryota, Viridiplantae, Streptophyta, Magnoliopsida, Ericales, Theaceae. The record is from RefSeq and is a predicted model, not a curated record.
CUGCAACUGUCCGCUACCCUUCACUCUCUCCAUAAAUACCACACCAAGUACGAUCACAAGCACUGAGUGAGAAGCUAACUGUGAUCACUUGCUUUUACACAGAGAGAGAGAGAGAGAGAGAGAGAGAGAUGGCAAAUGGGUAUGUUCUAGUGUUUAUGGUUGCAUUGAUACUAGUUCAUGCAAGUGCAAGGACUGUGCCAAGUACCAAAACAACUAGUGUCAAUGAUGAGCAAACUAACGCUGUGAAUGUGCCUAAUGCCAGCGCAGCUAGAGGAAAGGGUGUCAAGGAUAAAAAGUGUGGUGUCAUCUUCGCUGGCGUUGGCGGCGCAGCCGGGGUUGGUGGUGCUGCUGGGGUGAUUCCGCUUGGUGGCAUCGGUGGAAUUAGUGGACUUGGAGGUGGUGCUGGUGGGCUUGGUGGCAGUGCGGGCAGACUCGGUGGUGGUGCUGGUGGACUUGGUGGUGGCGCAGGUGGGCUUGGUGGUGGUGCAGGUGGGCUUGGUGGAGUAGGAGGUGUAGGUGGUGCAGCAGGUGGUGGCGCAGGUGGAGUUGGGGGUGGAGUUACACCCUAGAUUUUCUUAAUUUUAAUAAUGCAUUUAUUUGUGGUUAUUUUGCUAGUAGGUCUAUUGUUGGUGUUUUGGUUAUGGUAAUUAGCAGAAGCCCUUGUUUUUUUUUUUGCUAUGAAUUAACUUAUGUUUCUAAGUCA